GCACUUCUCCCUGCGCUGGCCUCUACUUCUUGGGCAUUCUUUUUUCUUUUCCCUCUUCCUUUCCUUCUUAUUAACUAGCAUUCGCAUUUUGUUGGCGUCGCUGGUUUUUAAACGGUCUUCUUUCUUUAUUCCUGUGUCGGGACCUAGAGAAGUUCUUCCGGCCACGAUCCACCCGAACAGUUCAUUCACGACACGAUACAUAAUACUAUGCCCCGAGUCUGAUCUUGUGCCCCGCCGACCAACUCAUUCUCUCUCACGAAAUAUUUGCAUUGAUUGCUAUACCCCAUCUAUAAUCAUACAACCUUGAUAACACCAUGGUGGACUGGCUCAGUCUCGCCGUGCCGCUCGCCUACCUGGGCGUUCUAAUCGGCUCAUUGGCAACUUUCUCUUCGCUAUACCGCAAGCGCAAGGCCAGAAAGGCUGCCUCUUUGGAACCAUGGUUUCCCGCACACCUCCAACGAGAUAUUUACUUCUCCCUCAUGCACCUUGAUCCGCCCGCAACCUCGUCCAAAGAGAAGAAGGCCCCCGCCGUGCCGGAGUCGGUACUCAAGGCUGCGCUGUUGAGACGGGCUGCGGAAGACAUUAAGCGCGUCAUGGCACUCCGGAGCCAGAAGCAGGCACUGGCUAUGCUUUUGCAACGGGGCAGUGUGGGAGAUGACCUGUGGCAGCGCUUCUUGAGAGCCGAGAAGGAGAUGGAAGAUGAGGUUCGCGAUGUUGUGUCUGAGGCCAACGCUUACGCACCUAACUGGGGCCAAACUAUUUUCCAAUCGGCAAACGAGAUGAUGAACAACACAAUUUUCCGGGAGCGAGUCGAAGCCCAACAAGCAAAAUUGCAGGAGGAGCGUGAAUGGUGGGAUCGGAAGAAGGCCACUGUUAUGAAAGAAUUGGAUGGCGAAGGAUCUACCGACAAGGGUGAAUCGACUGCAGCCCAAACCACGACAAAAACCGCGCCUUCUGAAGUAAAGACCCCCGAAUCCUCAGCUGCCCCAUCCAUGACUGGAAGUGAUGAUGAUGCUGUUUUGGUUGAGGCUGAUCAGCAGAGCGCGAACACACCAGGGACUCCUGGGAAGAAGAAGAAGGGCAAGAAAUGAGUGGUAAACAGCUGCUAUCCAUUACCGAUCAAUCAAUUCCAUGUGAAAUUACUGUCUUCAAUAUAUCUAUGGGGUGUUUUCCUUGAACUAUGGUCUAUAUUGGUUUUCAUCUAGUCUACAUCUGUUCUCUCUAUUCAGACCGGCUAGAACAUGGUGCUUCACUGUAUGG
Messenger RNA from Aspergillus wentii DTO 134E9, 1260 nucleotides. Its product is annotated as Sec63 complex subunit SEC66. Gene Ontology annotation, cellular component: Sec62/Sec63 complex. Bases 315 to 1091 code for a protein of 258 amino acids. The record is from RefSeq and is a predicted model, not a curated record. The transcript is spliced from 3 exons. Lineage: Eukaryota; Fungi; Ascomycota; Eurotiomycetes; Eurotiales; Aspergillaceae. Gene Ontology annotation, biological process: post-translational protein targeting to membrane, translocation.